Penicillium olsonii is the source of this 1143-nucleotide messenger RNA. The record is from the annotation of a GenBank genome assembly. Lineage: Eukaryota; Fungi; Ascomycota; Eurotiomycetes; Eurotiales; Aspergillaceae.
AUGCAUGAUCACUAUGCCGACCACGCACCGUAUCAAUCCGGUGCAAAAGCACCACAUCAAUAUUCCGCCAAUUCACCUCCCGAUGGAUCUUGGGACGGGCAACCCACUCCACACUCCAAAUGGGAUCCACGAGGGUGGUCCUUGAAGAAAAAGCUUUUCCUUGCAGCGGGCAUCAUCGUCGUCAUUGUAGCGGUCGUUGUCGGAUCAGUUCUGGGCGUACGAGCCAAUCGCUACCCCAAUUACUCCCAGCUGGACUACACCCUGAAAGACACAUUCUCAGGGACCGAUUUCUUCGACAAUUUCGAAUACUUCACCGAUGCCGAUCCAGCCAACGGCUUCGUCCAGUACAUCAGCCGAGCCAACGCAGAAUGGCUCAAUCUCACCUACGCCAGCAGCGACUCAGCCAUCCUCAAAGUUGACACUACGCUGAGUGGAACCCAAGCAGCCAGUGGUCGGCAAUCUGUCAGAAUCACCUCAAACAAAACAUACGCCGAGGGUCUAUUCGUGUUUGACGUUCUCCACACCCCGUACGGGUGUGGAACCUGGCCCGCUCUGUGGCUCACAGACCCCAGCAAUUGGCCCGAGCAUGGAGAAAUCGAUAUCGUCGAGGCCGCCAACAGUGGAACGUUCGGAAACCAGGCAACCCUCCAUACAUCCGACGGAUGCUCCAUGGGCGUCAAGCGCAAGGAAACCGGAUCCGUUCAAAACAAAAACUGCUAUUACAAGGCGAACGAGUACUCGGGUUGCGGUGUGAAAAGCGCCGAUAGUACCUUUGGGCCUGAGUUCAACAAAAACGGAGGCGGAGUCUAUGCAAUGGAGCUUCGCAGUGCCGGAAUUCGAGUUUGGCAAUGGGCACGCUCGAAGAUUCCUUCUGAUAUUACCUCGGGAAGCCCAGAUCCAUCUACCUGGGGCACGGCGUUUGCAGACUUCCCAAACACGGAUUGCAAUAUCGGGUCACACUUCAAGAACCAGAGUAUUGUCGCCAAUAUCGACCUUUGCGGCGAUUGGGCCGGCGCGGAUAAGUUCUAUACGACACAGAGCAGUUGUCCUGGAACCUGCAAAGCCUUUGUGCGGGACAACGCGACGAGUUUUGACACAGCUUAUUGGGAGUUCAAGAGUUUCAAGGUUUACCAAGCCAAUUGA